Ostertagia ostertagi is the source of this 1023-nucleotide messenger RNA. Lineage: Eukaryota; Metazoa; Nematoda; Chromadorea; Rhabditida; Trichostrongylidae. The record is from the annotation of a GenBank genome assembly.
AUGUCUGAACCUCAAUGGGACGACUGGGUUCGAAGCAUUUGCGAAGUGUUAACGAUUAUAAAUUGUAUAUUUUUUGUAUUCUUUCAACAGUUGGGAGAGAUUCGUACUCAAGGAAUAGCCGGGUAUUUUAGGAACUUGAAAACGGUUCCAGCAAAAGCGGUGUUUUGUGUGGCUAACAUUUGUAUACUAAUGUGUAUACCAUUUCGUAUUCUUAAACUUCAUGAACUUGAAGAGGCACUUUUUGUGUUCGCCUUGCCUGGUUCAUGGAUAUUUCUGCUAUUUUUUGCAAGAAGUGCCAAACUCACCGGACCUUUCGUACAAAUGAUCUAUAGUAUGAUUGCCGGUGAUAUGAUGCGAUUCGCUAUUAUUUCUGCCAUCUUCCUUAUAUCCUUUUCACAAGUGUUCUACUUUGUCGGUAAGGAUAUGGACGCCAAGCAACAACUCAACACCUCGAAUCCAUAUCACUGUCCAGUGGAAGGCUACGACAUCUACACAUACGACAACUUUAUCGAGACUUUCAUCACGUUGUUCAGAGCCAGUAUGGGCGGAUACGAUUACGAAGAGUUCGCAUGCGCCAACUACGAGGUGCUGACAAAGACGUUGUUUGUGUUGUACAUGUUUGUAAUGCCGAUUAUGAUGAUCAACAUCCUUAUUGCCAUGAUGGGUAACACCUAUACCACUGUGAUCGCUCAAGCCGAGAAAGCCUGGCGGCAGCAGUACGCCCAAAUUGUGAUGGUCCUGGAACGAUCGGUAGGACCUGAGAAAUUGGCAGCCAGUCAGCUGGAAUACAGUAUCAAAUUGAACGAUACGAACGACGCUGCGCUAGAAGUGCGCGGUUUGAUGGUUAUCAAACAGACGAAGAAAACGCGAGCAAAACAGCGGAAGCAAGCGAUCCAUCAUUGGAAAACCAUCGGCCGAAAGGUUAUUCAUACGAUUGCCAAAGUCGGAAAGGAGCAUGCGAUUCAUCUGCUACAUGGUCACGAUCGACUUGAUCCGAUCAUUGAAGAUGAAAAGGUCUGGUAG